CUGCUGCUUGCGCUGGUCCACCCGGACACCGAGGCCCCUGCCCACUUUGAGUGCGUGUUGCGCGCGAUCCGUGAGGACGAGCAGCUCGAGCCCGGGGAGCAGAUCUGCUACGUGGGCGGCGGCGUGUUCGCGAUCGUGCGCGCGGGCCGCGGGCGUGACAGCGCCCGCAUCCGCAAGCGUAUCCCCUAUGAGUCGGAGAGCAUGCCGCCGGAAUGGCGCACCGAACAGGUCCGCCGCCUGCCGAAUCCGUGA
Molecule: messenger RNA, 252 nt
Organism: Geodia barretti
Lineage: Eukaryota; Metazoa; Porifera; Demospongiae; Tetractinellida; Geodiidae
Source: the annotation of a GenBank genome assembly